CGGAGCUGUAGCUCGGACUGAGCCAAAAAAAAAAAAAAGAGGAACGUUUGAGAAUUUGCCUUCGGACUUGGAGCGUCGCUGCGGAAACAAACAAUGGCCUAGCAGGCCAGCCGGUUCCCUGUGUUUCCGUUCCGUGUGCACUCCAGGUCUGGGUUAUGAGCAACAGUAAAACGCCUCGUUACAACCAAUACUCUGGUGGAGCCGCCGCCGGCGGGUCGUCCAUCUCCAGCAGCCCCUCCUCUCCGCCUGCAGACUCGGGUGUUGGGAGCAUGAUGGAGGCGUCGUUUGGCCCCACCUUUUCAUCGUCUGGAGCUAAAGCAGAGACCUCCAGCAGCUACAAGCAGCACAGAAGAACGCCCUCCUCCUCCAGCACCCUGGCAUACUCCACCCGUGACGACGACGAUGGAAUGCCUCCCAUCGGCACUCCCCGGAGGUCAGAUUCAGCCAUUUCAAUCCGGUCGCUCCAUUCAGAGUCCAACAUGUCCCUUCGCUCUACUUUCUCGCUGCACGAAGAGGAGGAAGACACGGAGCCGCAGGUGUUUGCAGAACCGCCCUCUGUAAAGCUGUGCUGCCAGCUGUGCUGCAACGUCUUCAAGGAUCCGGUCAUCACCACAUGUGGGCACACAUUCUGCAGACGCUGUGCCUUGACUUCAGAUAAGUGCCCGGUGGACGCAGCAAAGCUCACUGUCGUCGUGAACAACAUAGCUGUAGCCGAGCAGAUCGGCGAGCUCUUCAUUCACUGUAAAUACGGCUGCAAAGCGGCAACCAACGCCGCCGGCGGAGCGGCCGCUUCUGCGGCGGGGAAACCCGGGGACUACGAGGUGGACCCCCUGGGCUGCCCCUUCACCAUCAAACUGUCCUGUCGCAAAGAACAUGAAGCAAACUGUGACUACAGGCCGGUGCGCUGCCCCAACAACCCCUCCUGCCCCCCACUGCUCACCAUGAACCUGGAGGCCCACCUCAAGGAGUGUGAGCACAUCAAAUGUCCACACUCCAAAUACGGCUGCACAUUCAUAGGGAACCAGGACACGUAUGAAACCCACCUGGAGAUGUGCAAGUUCGAAGGUCUGAAGGAGUUUCUGCAGCAGACUGACGACAGGUUCCAUGAGAUGCAGCUGGCUCUGUCCCAGAAGGAUCAGGACAUCGCCUUCCUGCGCUCCAUGCUGGGCAAACUGUCUGAGAAGUUGGAUCAGCUGGAGAAAAACCUGGAGCUUAAAUUUGACAUGUUGGACGAGAAUCAGAGCAAACUCAGCGAGGAUCUGAUGGAGUUUCGAAGAGAUGCCUCCAUGUUGAAUGAUGAGCUGUCACACAUCAACGCCAGGCUCAACAUGGGAAUCCUUGGCUCCUACGACCCACAGCAGAUCUUUAAGUGUAAAGGGACGUUUGUCGGCCACCAGGGGCCCGUCUGGUGUCUGUGCGUCUACUCUACCGGAGACCUCCUUUUCUCCGGCUCUUCUGACAAAACAAUUAAGGUGUGGGACACCUGCACUACUUACAAGUGUCAGAAAACCCUGGAAGGUCACGAUGGGAUUGUCCUGGCUCUGUGCAUCCAGGGAAACAAACUGUACAGCGGAUCUGCUGAUUGCACCAUCAUUGUGUGGGACAUCCAGACCCUGCAGAAGGUGAAUACGAUCCGUGCCCAUGACAACCCCGUGUGCACGCUGGUCUCCUCCCACAACAUGCUGUUCAGCGGCUCCCUCAAGGCCAUUAAGGUGUGGGACAUAGUCGGGACGGAGCUGAAGCUGAAGAAGGAGCUGACCGGACUGAAUCACUGGGUCAGAGCGCUGGUGGCCUCCCAGAACCACCUGUACAGCGGCUCCUAUCAGACCAUCAAGAUCUGGGAUAUCCGCUCUCUGGAGUGUGUUCACGUCCUGCAGACCAGCGGGGGCAGCGUUUACUCCAUCGCCGUCACCAACCACCACAUCGUCUGUGGCACCUAUGAGAACCUCAUCCAUGUGUGGGACAUUGAGUCCAAGGAGCAGGUCCGAACCUUGACGGGCCAUGUUGGAACAGUCUACGCUCUGGCUGUCAUCUCCACUCCUGACCAGACUAAAGUGUUCAGCGCCUCCUACGACCGCUCCCUCAGGGUGUGGAGCAUGGACAACAUGAUCUGCACCCAGACUCUGCUCAGACACCAAGGCAGUGUGACGGCGCUGGCCGUCUCCAGGGGGCGCCUGUUCUCCGGAGCCGUGGAUAGCACCGUCAAGGUGUGGACUUGCUAAACGGACCAUCGGCUCUGCAGGCAUCCAGCAGACUUUGUUCUCUGCUAACUUCUC
This is a messenger RNA of Cyprinodon variegatus (sheepshead minnow), 2276 nucleotides long. It is a transcript of the gene traf7, whose product is annotated as TNF receptor associated factor 7. Gene Ontology annotation, cellular component: nucleolus. The record is from RefSeq and is a predicted model, not a curated record. Lineage: Eukaryota; Metazoa; Chordata; Actinopteri; Cyprinodontiformes; Cyprinodontidae. The transcript is spliced from 22 exons. The coding region runs from base 156 to 2222 and encodes 688 amino acids. Gene Ontology annotation, molecular function: protein binding; zinc ion binding. Gene Ontology annotation, biological process: Notch signaling pathway; ribosomal large subunit assembly.